Phaedon cochleariae (mustard beetle) is the source of this 1405-nucleotide messenger RNA. Lineage: Eukaryota; Metazoa; Arthropoda; Insecta; Coleoptera; Chrysomelidae. The record is from the annotation of a GenBank genome assembly.
AUGAAAAUUUGUAUCGUUGGUGCGGGUGCAGCAGGUUUAGCAGCUUUGAAGCACAGUUUAGACGAAGGCCAUGAUUGUGAGCUUUUCGAACAAACUGGCUUCAUAGGAGGGGUAUGGAAGUAUGUCGAUAAAGUUGGUCUCGAUGAAUUCGGAUUGCCCAUUCAUACAUCUAUGUAUGAAGAUCUUAGGACCAACUUACCAAAGGAACUAAUGAUGUUCGAGGACUUUCCUUAUAAAAAAGAACUAACUCGCUCCUAUAUUUCCUUCCAAGAAGUUUAUGAAUAUAUCGAAGCUUAUGCAGAAUUCUUCAAUCUAUCAACACAUAUCAAGUUAUAUCAUCAUUUAGAGGCUGUCAGUCCAAUACAUGGGGGAAAGUGGUCGGUACAAGUGAAAAAUCUCAGAACGAAAAAAGUGGAAACGAAAGAUUUCGAUAGUAUCAUAAUUUGCGUUGGAAACUAUUCAGAUCCAAUAGUUCCGAAACUACCUGGAGAAAAUGAAUUUGCUGGAAGCAUAAUACAUAGUCACGAUUAUAGAAACACAGAUCCAUACAAGAAUAAAACAGUAUUAGUAGUAGGAGUCGGACCAUCUGGAAUAGAUAUUGCUGCAAAGGUCCUGGCAGUAGCUAAGAAGGUGAUUCAAUGUCAAAGAACAGCAAAAAUUGAGUACGGACUGAAGAUAGCAGAGGGCGUUAUUGUUAAGCCAGAAGUCGAUGAAAUUUUUGAGAAAAGUGUGAAAUUCAUUGAUGGAUCUGUAGAAGAAAUAGAUGACAUUAUUUUAUGCACAGGGUACAGAUUUUCGUUUCCAUUUUUGACUCCACAAUGUGGUCUCGAAGUUGAAGAUCAUUACGUCAAAUAUCUCUACAAACAUACUAUAAAUAUUGAACAUCCAACUAUGGCGUUCAUUGGAAUGCCAAAGAAUAUUCCACUCUUUCCCUCCUUCUGUUUACAGGUAAGUUGGCUAAAUCAACUCUUUUUUAUCCCAGGAGUCCACAGCCGAGCCAUGUACCAACCUUUUACAGACACCCUGUAUAUAUACAGGGCACGAUUCUACUUGGCGUUUUUAAGAGGGAAUCUUGGAGUGACUAAAGAAGAAAUGAGAGAAGAUGUUGAAAAUUUUAUGAAAGAAUGUAAACAAUCUGGACAACAACCAAACACGAAAAUCGAUGAGAACGGAUUUAGGCAGUUUUAUGAAGAACUUGCUACCUUGGCCCACAUAACUCCUAUGAAACCAGUAAUCCCGAACAUAUUCGACUAUCUCGAAAAAGAAGGUUUUGGAAAUCACAAUAUAAAUUAUAAAAUAUUGAAUGACGAAGAUUUCGAACAUGAUUUAUGAAGAUAAUGAUUGACACAAAACAGGAGUAAAGUGUUAAUAAUAAAUUAAAGCAUGUUGAUGCAUUAUUGGUCAA